UAAUGGUAGAGGCCGGCGGUAUUUCCAAAAAAAAAGUGCAUUUAUUUACAAAAAAGUAGCGCUACAAAGAUCGAUUUUUAUCUCAACAACGAAGCAAGCUAUUGACAUGGUCCAAGCGACAAAACUGAUCAGAAAAAUCGAACGCAGACGGCCAGCGAAAAAACUAAGCGAUUCGGUGAAUCAAACGUCUCCCUUACCCCACUAUGAAAGGUCACAAAUCGUCGCAAGAACUAUGCGAAAUUAUCAUCUGAAUGCUACCGCUCCUUGACACAUCCGAAAUCAUGGCAUACACUGGUGCAAGAAAAUCGACGAUUGAAAGGGUUGCGCGAUGCUAUAAGUUGACUGGGAAGCCGUGUAAAGAAAGCCAGAGUGGUAAUAGUGGCAGAACUCGAAUGAUGGACUUGGAAGAUAUUGAGUACAUGCAUGGCCAUUUGUCCCGCAGCUGUGAUAUGUAUCUAGACGAACUCCGUGAUGAGAUUAGCCAGGCUCGCGGGAAACACCUGUCAUUGUCCACAAUCUGGCGAACACUUCAUCGCACGGGCUAUUCAAGGAAGAAAGUUAGUGUCUUGACGCUACAGCUGCUCUGACGUCUGGGACAGACCUGGAUCCACCUGGCACUGUGGCCGCUGACAAAGUGCUGGACUUUUUUGGUGGAAUGGGCUGUGGCCGUGGUUUAGUCUUUGAGACGACUUCCUGGCUUGGAGGAUGUUCUGCCUGUGUACCACUGGGGGCUGUAAUUGCUUUUUCAGAGGACAACUGCAUUUCCGAGGCUCCUUGACCUUGCGCACUCGGGUAGAAGCCUUUGCCAUCCUGCGAGACAAUGUAGCAGACCGGGAAAAGUGAGAUGUGUGUGAAUUUAGUUUUUAUGCUAGCGGACAUGAGGCAAGUGUCCAUUUCGCCAAAUCAUUCCAUCCUUUCUACAGUCUUCUGCGCCUCAUUUUUCUGAUCAAUUCUACUGGCUCUGAGAGCAGGUGACUACGAACUUCACCGAAUCGC
This is a messenger RNA of Suillus fuscotomentosus, 996 nucleotides long. RefSeq lists its product as uncharacterized. The coding region runs from base 252 to 587 and encodes 111 amino acids. The record is from RefSeq and is a predicted model, not a curated record. The transcript has 4 exons. NCBI's taxonomy places the organism in Eukaryota, Fungi, Basidiomycota, Agaricomycetes, Boletales, Suillaceae.